This is a messenger RNA of Nothobranchius furzeri (turquoise killifish), 9958 nucleotides long. RefSeq names its product monoglyceride lipase (gene mgll). Gene Ontology annotation, molecular function: monoacylglycerol lipase activity. Lineage: Eukaryota; Metazoa; Chordata; Actinopteri; Cyprinodontiformes; Nothobranchiidae. The record is from RefSeq and is a predicted model, not a curated record. Gene Ontology annotation, cellular component: membrane.
UGCCUCCAGUGGACAUUACAUUAAUUGCAGCUUUUUGAUGUCAUGGUAAAAAUUUCAGGGCACUGUUCCUUAGAUCCAAAUAUUUAAAAGGAAGUUUUUUGUUUUUAUCAAAAGCAGUUUUUUGCAUCUAACUUUUGUCUGCAAAGUGCUUUUUUUUGGUAGCAAUGUUCUUGCUCAUGAGGUGAAAUAAAAUAGAUAAAACAAAGUUAAAUCUGUUUUCUUCUGGUGCUGUUUUUAGACUUUUAUCUUUUUAGAAUCUAUUCAUGGCCUCUGUGUGUCUGGUUUAUCAAACUUUGUUUUGCUUUUAUCUGUGCUUUUUUAUUUCUGCAAACAUUCCUGUCACACAUAGCUGCAUUUAAAGAUGGAAAAUCUACAUUAUGGUCAUUUGUUUUUUGUUUCUAUAAAGGGGCCAGAUUCCCAUGAAGAAACCCAACCUCAAAUAUUUAUGCUCCCAUAAAGGGAAUAAAUGCAGAGGCCCAGUUUUGUCUAAGAUGCUCUGUGUGCAUUGCUGAUGGGAGGGUAAGCUGUUUAGUCCUUCAGUUUGAGUCUAACACAUUUCCUUACAGUUGUAGAAAUAACAGUGAGACAGCUUUUACCUGUCUCACUAGUGUUGUAGUUCUCACUUGGGGCCUGUGAGGGCUCCAAGUAAUUGCCUGCCUUGCCUAUCGGCAAGUGGCACAUCUUAAACACCCACACAACUUGGCAAUGAGCUCCACCCAAGGUCCCUGUGGUGGCAGGACCAGUUUAGUUUAGUUUCUUAAAGAGUUGUGUUCGAUAAUGAUCAUUCACAGCCACUAACCUGCAUGUUUUGGAUGUUUCUCUGCUCCACCUCUGCAGAAAUACAGCUGAAUACGUAUUUCAGUCUUUGAAUAAGGUGUGUUGGAGCACAGAAACAGCUUAAACAUGCAGUGGUAGACAGGUUUGGAUCUCAGCAUUUUAAAAAGAUGAGAGGGCCAAUUGCUAUCAGAAUUUCCUUUUAAUUUCCCAGGAUUUGUGUGUUCAUACCACAUCAAAAGUAUACAGUCUUAGCCAAUCAAGGAGGGGCCCCAAAUGCCCAAGCCAAACAAACAAGGUUAUACCUUCUUAGUAGUUUAGUGGUAUGAGCCUCUACCCAAGGACUGGGAAAUCAGGGUUUCAUAUGUGGUUGGGUCAUACUAAAGACUAUAACAAUGGGACCCAAGAGGGAGCCUAAGUCACCCCCAUCUACUUCUGGACCAUGGGUCCCCAGAAGAAUGAAAAAAAUUAAUGCAAGUUAAUGGAGCUAAAAACACUAUUUUCUAAUUCUGCUUAUGUGCCAUGAAUUUCACUUCCAUGAAUUUUAAAGACACAUUCUGAUACCAUGAACACGCUUAUUCUUGAACGGGGGGAAACAUUAUUUUAGGUUUUGUGUUAUGUCCAGGACUACAAAUGCGCAUCACGAAAGUGACGUCGUCAAACCAGACACGGAGAAAAACAGAGAGAAAUGGUGUCACACACGUGCCGGUGAGCGAAGCGGAGAUGAGGUGAGGAUCCACACGCGGGUGAGGAAGGCAGGCAGACAGGUAGGAACGGUUUUACAAUAGGUUUAAUAUCAAGCACGCAGGACAUAGAAACAAUGAACCAACAAGAGACACAGGACUGAAGGGGUUUAAAUACAUGAGGGCUGGGAGCUUGGGUUAUUGGAAAACGAGAGGCAGGUGGGAGCAAUUAACAGAGACACAUGACUAAACAGAAUGGGGAGACAAGACAGGGUGUGACAAAUGGCUGUAAGUUUUGCAAACUUAAAAUCCUUCCUUCAGGAGGAAAAAAAAAACACCAUAAAUGUGGCCAUUUGGGCUCUUGUGUUUAUCGCUCAUGGAGCCGGCGAACACAGUGGUCCAUAUGAUGAGAUUGCUCAGAGACUGAAGGAUGUGUCCUUGCUGGCUUUUGCACAUGAUCACGUUGGCCAUGGACAGAGUGAAGGAGAAAGGAUGAAGAUUAAAGACUUUCAGGUUUACGUCAGGGAUUCCCUGCAGCAUAUCGACCUCAUGAAAUCCCGCCACCCUGACCUUCCAGUCUUCAUCGUGGGACACUCUAUGGGUGGUGCUAUCUCAAUUCUGUCAGCCUGUGAAAGACCCAGUGAAAUUGUUGGAGUGGUUCUGAUAGCGCCAAUGGUCAAAAUGAAUCCAGAGUCGGCCACACCAUUCAAGGUUUUCGUGGCAAAGAUCCUGAACCACAUGCUGCCCAGCCUCCCUCUGGGCUCCAUCGAGUCCAAAUGGAUCUCACGGGACCCACAUCAGGUGGAGGCGUACAACAACGAUGCGCUAAAUUACCAUGGCAGGUUACGGGUGUCCUUCGGCAUGCAGCUGAUGGUGGCGACAGAGCGCAUCGAGAAGGAGAUUCCAAACAUCAAGUGUCCCUUCUUGAUCCUACACGGUGACGCUGACAAGCUCUGUGACAUCCAAGGCUCCAAGAUGAUGUACGAGAACGCUCCAAGUUCAGACAAGAGAAUCAAGCUCUAUGAUGGAGGCUACCAUGCUCUCCAUCAUGACCUUCCUGAGGUGGUUGAGUCUGUGCUGAAGGAUGUGUCUGACUGGAUCACAGAACGACUUCCCGUCGCGACAACGCCGCCGCAGCAGCAAGGCUUGUAGAUUUCUAACUCACAAAGUUCAGUCAGCGCUCCAAGGAAACUCCCGACCUUGUCUAACCGGUCCUGAAGCUUGUCUGGAAUAAGAUACACUACUAUUCCUCGGUUUUGGAGACACUUUCAGACAAAUAUAGAUAAACUUUAAGUCUAUUAGAAAAGUUAAUUAACUCAAUCUUUUGAGUAUCUACUGUACUUUCUCUGUACUGUCAUAGGUCAGACCACUGAUUUCAAACAGUUGAUGGUUUCAGACACUUUUAAUUCCUGAAACUCAGCAGCAGUAGUCAGUUUCCCAGCAGAACUUGUGAUCAGGGAUGUGCCUCUUGUGUUCCAGCCAGUGGGCUUUUUCGAUUACUGCUUUCUUUAUCGACGUAGAACUGCUGUUGUGUGCAGAAAAUCACAUGAAGAUGAAAUAAGCAAGGGUUUCAAGUGCAAUAAUGAAGUUAAACUCAUCUGCAAAUGGGCAUUUCUUUUCUCUUUCUUUUUUUUUUGUUUUCCUCAUCUGCCAUUUACAAAGAGGUCAAAGGUCAGGGCAGCAUGUCUGGAGGAGCUGUCAGAUGAUGAUCCGUUCAGGUUGGCUGACUUGGGACAUUUAUACAACCAGAAUGAAAGUUUGUUUUUACUCCUCUCAGCUGUAUCUUAAUCUUCCUUAAUUGCUGUUUUCCUUUAUGAGCAGAAACUUCUACGUAUUUAUACCAGAUCCUGUCAAAUCCUGACUUCUCCCAUGGGUUUCCUUUGUUUAACCUGAACACAGGUGGCUGCUUAUUUCAUGACAAUUUCUUAAAGGCGCUGAAAUGAUGCAUCAGACGUAUCUCUUUUAAUUAAUAAUAAAUAUUAAAGGAGAUUUUUUAAUACUGAGCCAACCUGAGUCUCACUUAAACAAUAAACAUUUAUUAACCAGGUGUUCUUUUUUAAAUGUUUUUAUCUUUUCGCUUUGUUUUAAUUUAGGCUUGACAUAUUUGCUUGGUAAAUUCAAAGUACCUUAAAGAGCAAGUCACCCCCUACAAGAAACUUACUUCACUCCCUCUUCAUGUUUGAAAAAUGCAACAAAUGCUGUUGCCUAGCAGACCGAGAGGGCGGAGCCGCUAACAAAUACACACACAACACACACACACACACACACACACACACACACACACACACACACACACACACACACAGGCUCACAACGGCAUUGUGACAUCAUAAGGACCAGUUUACAUCAUAGCAUACCUCUUAGCCAAUAGCGGUGGCAGAUUUAAAUUGGAAUGCAGUGCAGAGUUUUUACCUGACAACGGCACAACACUGACAGUUUAAGGCAGAAAAUUACAAUUUUAACUAAAAUGCACUAAAGUACAAAACUAUUAACUACACGUGUCUGCAGCACAAUUAGGCACACAUUUAUAUAGUUUACCAGAAAAAAAAGUUGAUUUGGGGGUGACUUGCUCUUUAAAGAACUUUAAAAGGUAAUAAUGUUAAUUAUAAUAAUUAUAUUAUUUUGGGUGAAAUGCAUAAAGACGUAAAAAGAAGUUGUAUUCUACUGUAAGUCAAGGUCAUAAAGACAUUGUAAAAAAGGACACAUCAAGUUUACUUAUUUAGCACAUAAAUCUUUUUUUUUAAAUAAAAUUAAUAUGUGCCAUUAACCAUGGCAGAUAUAACAUUGUCAUUUCAAAGAGGCUAUGGAUUAUUCUGUCAACUUAUUUAGGGGGUCUGCCGGUGUUGUACCAUAAAAAGCAUCCCUUGCUGUUUGUUAUUGUGCUUAGAGAUGAGCUUUCCUUUAGCCUAAUGAAUUAGCCGAUCAGUUUGCUUACUUCUUAAUUGACAAUCAUGGUAUAAAAUUCAAUUCAAUUCAGUUAAAAAAUACUUUAUUAAUCCCAGAGGGAAAUUGAUUGCUGUAGUAGCUCAGAAUAAUAAUAAUAAUCAAGUCAUCAAAGAGUUAUUGUAUAUUACAAUGGCUGUUGGCAGGAUCUCCAGUAGCGGUCAGUGUUGCAGCGAAACUGAAGAAGCCUCUGACUGAAGACACUCUUUCGUUGUCGGACAGUCUUGUGAAGAGAAUGCUCAGGGUUGUCCAUAUUGUUUUUUGUACUUUAUAUCAGAGAAAUCAAAGCAGUGGUUUUAGCUUAGUCUCUGUUAUUUUCAGCCCUCCCUAACAGCGCUACUCCAUACCUGAAUUCCACUAUGACUAGCAAUAAUUUCAGCUUUUAUUUCUGGUAGCACUCUAAUUAUAGGCUAGAAAGAAAGCCAGACGCUAAGAUCAGCGUUAGGUAUCAUCAUGCAGUUUGUAAUUAGCAGCUACCUGAUGGUUCCACAGAUUCAUCAGUUGUGCGAAAAUACUGAUUAAAAAAAAGUUCAAUGUUUGGGCUUUGUGGAUAAUCUGACCCAAUACCAGCCAUUUGUAGAUUUUGAUAUAUUACGUCUUUUUUAUUUCCAAAAAAUAACAGUGAGCUAAUUCUGUUUUUUUUUUUAUUUAGAUGUUUAACCCCGUAGAGAUUAAAGACUUGUGCAUUAAAAAGACAAUGUAGGGGACAUGGUGUGGUAUCCAUGGUUACUAGUAGUCACAGCAGCAGUCUGACAGCGACGUUUUGUUUUAAUUACAUUUACACAUCUCAUCACCGGGGUGAUUCCAACCAGAAUGGUAGAAUGAGGUGCAUGUCUGCUUUUUUUUCUGCAUCGUGCCAACUUCCCGUCUCUGCUCUGUCUUGUCUUGCCCUGUUUUGCUACGUUUGAUCUGUUUUUAUUUCUUUCUCCUUCAUUUUUUUUACCUCCAAGUGUUAAUGAACGUUCUUUGUUCUGUUUAUCACAUGUGCCAUUGUUUUGCUUCAGAUUGAGACAUCUUGUCUACAAACACCCACAACUGCCACAAACAGCAAACUAUCAGAGCAGCAACAUGCUACAACGCAGAGAUAUGAUAUCUAUAUUUCUUAGGUAUUUUUUUGCCAGACCGUUUUUUCUGGAUCUUUCUCAGAACUGCUUAUCUUAAAGUUCAAGUGUUUUUUAAAUGUUUUUCAAAAGAACACUUUGCAAAUUGCAGAGGAAAGUUUGAUUGAUUGAUUGAUUGAUUGAUUGAUUGAUUGAUUGAUUGAUUGAUUGAUUGAUUAAAACAUGCCCAAUUAAAAAAAAACAGGAAAAGCAAAACUUACAGCAAGUACUAAUAAACAUUCAUUCAUUUGCACAGGUUUUAGAGAAUUUUCUGUCUGAACGACGUGUGUGAGUGAAGGUAUAGUUGGAAAUGCAACCUACUGUAUACCUGAUUCCCUGCAGGAGUCAGACCCUUAUACCCCAACCAGAACUGUGAGCAUUUCAGACACAAUCUCCCCCUAAUUAGGCUGCAACAGGCAAACACAGCACACACACACACAGGCUGCACAGUCCCAGCUGAAUUCAAACACCUAAUGGCUCCCCUGCUGCACCACAUCAGCACAAAGGGUUCAGCUCACGGGGUAAUUCCAAAGCCCUACCUGUCAGACUGCGUGAGUCGAUAUUACUGCUAUUGUUUCCGUGUGAGGAUAGGGACAAGAAUGGGAUGCUGUGAGAGAAUAGAGAGGAAAGAAGAUGACAGUAACCAUGGCAGCACUUUCUUUUUUUUUUCUUCCUGCAAAAAAAGACCUCAGUAAAGACAAAUGGCUUCAUUAAUUCAGUGGGAAGUAUGGCAGACGGUUCUGCGCUCUCAGGGCUUGUUGUCCAUUUGCUGCUCUGAGGAUUCCCUUUUGUGUGAGUGUUGAGAUAAGAGAAGGAAUUACUAGCAUCAUCAGCUCACAGUGAAUAAUGAGAGCUGCAUAGACUCAGUCCCAAACAAAGGACACCAUGUUCAGCUUAUAUAAGGAGGAACAAUGUGCAUUACUCUCUACAUUUAAUGGUGCAUGAAGUAAGAAGGACGUGCUGUGGUCAAAUUUGGGUACUGCAGUCCAUGAAUCAAAACAAACGAGUCUGCUCUGAGCAAUCGUUGCUAGUUAGGGAUCAGCACCAGAAGAUUCCAGACGAUAAAGGUGAAGACGAGUCAUACGCGGUGCAUUGAGAAGUAGAUAAACACAUUUCACCGUAAUAUCAUGUUUUUAGUACUAGAAAAAAAUCUGCUUGAGAUAUUUUUAGAACUGAGUAUUUUAUUUCUAAUUCACCAUUAGCAUUGUUUGCUCAUUGUUAGCCUUUAGCCUACAUUACCCGACAUUAGAUUAAAACAAAAAGGAUGCUGUGGCUUCUUGGGAUCAAAAGAAUUAACUUCUGGGUCGCUCCUUUUACUAGCUUCUGUUUUUUUCCUCAGUGCUGCUGCUCUUUGCCGGCCGGUGUCAAAUUACAAGUGCCAGCACAGACGGGCUCUGGAACAGGGAAGUAUAAAGGAGGGACUGAUUGUAAAACAUGGCAACAACCCUCUGUGACCUUUUAAAAAAAGUUAACAUGGCAACCCUCCAGCCAACUAAGAAUGAAAUCUGAUCCAAUGUAAAAUUCCUUCCAACACGACUGAGACAUUAGACUGUUUUGUAAAUAUUUUGCUGUAAAAACCGUAUUUACGGCUAGUUAAUACUUCUCCAUCUGAGUCGGUGCGUAGACAUUCAACACCAUUAUCUGUUGUUGCAAGGGCUCUCCAACAAAGCUCAAGGCAACAAGGUUGGACGUGGAGCCCAUUUUUCUAAAUAUCUGUCGAAAGCAAUGGAGACCGCAAGCCUGUGAUUGGUCCGGACGCAGCUUCCUCUAACUUUGUUGACAACACUGCCAUUCCCCCUCAAAAAAAUAAAAUGAGAACCGAACGUGUCUAGCGACAGACACGGAACAGAUUGAAGAACGUCUACGGAAUAAAGUCAGACGAUAUAAAUGUUAAUACACCCAUAACUAAAGAAGUACAAAGAUAUGCAGCAAACGUUUUAUCCGUGUCAGGAAAUUACAGGAAACGCGAGUUUAGAGGUGGUGACUGGAUGUAGAGGUGGAGGACAAAUGUGUGUUAAAAAAUCUCUAAAAUACAUAAACACAAUGUAAACACACUAGAUACGUGACUGCAUUGAUGGCAAAAUGAUCUAGUAAAGCUCUACGCUCUCCGCUGUCCUGGUGGAGAAUUGCUUCACAACACAGACACCAACAGAGAAUUAUAAAGGAAAAGGUCUUCGGCAGUACGCGUGCAUGUGAGCGCAAAGUUGCUGACAGAGAAGUAUAAACUCGCCUUCAACGAACAAGAUUUGUGGAACCAGUUGACACAACUUGGUCAAGUAAAUUCAACAUUUCUCUUUUAGAGUGUGACGAUUCUACGGAGACUUUUUAGUUUUGUUUUGUUUUUCACCAACAUUCGUGCAUUCCCCCUCACUCACUUUUUCGGUUUGCAGAUCCUGUCCUCGUCUUCUCAAGCAUUUUCCUUGCCAACUUUCACAUCUACUGCAUUCAGUCUUCUCAUACUAAUUCAGCCGCGUGCAAAUGCUCAGUUAAUGACUUAUAAUCCACUCGACUAAUGAGAUCCAUCUGAGUCAGGACAGAACAAAAGCAGCAAACCACUGAAUCUUAACUCAGCUGCAAUUCAACUGGUCUGGAUCAUCAAUAGGACCUUUGUUUCUUUCCUUUUUUUUCUUGACUUUAUGACUGUUUCUAAGAGAAGAACUGUUAUAUAUGAUGAAGGACCAAUGGGAAACAGGCCAGUCUUUCUAUGGUUUAAUGAGAUUAUCUUGUGCUGGAACGACUCCGUGUUUGCAUGGAUUUAGUCGGUGCUCAAAUUUUGAGCAAGAGUUGAAUUAGAUUUUGCCAAAAUGCUGUGAAUAAAAAUAAACGAACACUUUUCAGGUUGAUGAAGUUCGACUUUUUAAAAGGCAGAUGAAAAAACCGAGAAUCAAACUCUAAUUGAACUCUUGCUGGUUUUACAACUUACUGACUAAAAUAUUUCAUUGUUUUUUGAUAAUCUGUUGUAACACGCUGUGUAUUAACAUCCUCAACACUUGUUUAAAAUACACAAAGAAUGCAUUGUAUUUUUCAUAUAUUUUAUUUAUCUUGUUUAGGAUAUUUUAGAAUAGAGUCUUCAUCUAUUGGAUGUACUGAUGACACAAUGACAUUUUUACACCAUAAUUCUGUCAUGUUUCUGUUACUCGACUGUUUUUGUGCUUGUCACAAAUCCUACAAAUGUAUUAAAUGGCUAUGUGGUUUAUUUGUAUAAAUAAAAAAAAGAAAUAAAUGCCUUGAUACUAAAAAUGAACCCUCAUUCAGUUUAAAUUUGAAUGUAUAAAACAGCAGAUUCUGUUUUUUGGGGAGGACGAAAUAAUCCCAAAGUGGUUGGCAGAGUUUCAAAAUUAAAUGAAAGAAUCUUCCCAAUAUUACAUAACAUUUUAGAUUUGAGCACAUUAAUUUUAUUCAAUUUGUCCAAAACUAAAAAAAAAUUAAAUUAUGUAAAUUUUAAUUCCUAAACUGAAAAAUAUGGCAGAAAUGUUUUGUUUUAUUUGGCAUUUGUGUUGCUAAGUGCUGUAUAACUGAGUGGUGUCAUUGUGUCAUUUGUGCCUUAUUACUAAAAUGAAUGAAUGUAUUACUUUUGCAUGAAUCCAUAAGUGUAUCUUCAUGUUUGUGGCUCAGAUAAAGAAGAGUUUUCUUUGGUUGUGUUUUGUCUAUCUUCUUUAUUUACCUCAUUCCAUUUACUGCAUCAUAAUCUAAUUUAUGUUGUGUUUAUGCAGAUAAACCAGUUCUUGGCACACUAUUUGUAAUAUUUGCACUUUUCUCAAAAAAAGAAACAACAUUUUAUUAUUCAAUGCUGGUCAUAAUUAUUGGAAAAGUCAAUGUUUCAUUUAAAUGGGGAAAUUUUGAAAAUAAUUGUAAUUGUCUGUAUAGAUAAAACGUUAUCAAUAGAAGGGAUUUUAUAGUUAACUGUCCUAUAAGACGCGCGGGAGGGUCAGCACUGCAAGGACUGCACCCAUUUUUUUAAGCAAUAUGAAAAGUGAAAAUGAAAAAAAUAUUGACUCAUACGUGCACGUGCGUCUCAGAUUUCUUAAAAGGGAGUUCAUAAAAGCAUCAUCCUGACUUAGAAAAAAAACAUUUUUUUUGUCAUUCUUGAGUCUUCCUUGUAAAAGUCUGUGUUUGUUUGACCAGGCUGAAGGACGUUAUUUUCAACUAACUCAGUGCAGAUGUUUAUCUAUCAUGUGACAUAUGUGCAAUGUUGUUUGUAUACCCCUAAAGAUGUACUCCAAAUCAUAAGUCAAUUAAAAUUCAGGUAAUAAAUCAUCGUCUCGUAAAAAGUCUUGUACUUUUCACUAAUGCACUGAAACCACUUGUCAAGUUGAGGAUCAGCAAUUGACCGUCGGCAUCGAGUGUGACAACAUUUUUGUACAUAAGAGUAUAAUAUGGGGAUUAACUGGAUCUCUGAAUGUCAAAUGAUUAAUUGCUAAACUGUUAAUAAAAGUUAAUUCACUCUAUCAGAAUAAA